Indicator indicator is the source of this 1218-nucleotide messenger RNA. It is a transcript of the gene HOXB3, whose product is annotated as homeobox B3. Gene Ontology annotation, biological process: regulation of transcription by RNA polymerase II. Bases 1 to 1218 code for a protein of 405 amino acids. The record is from RefSeq and is a predicted model, not a curated record. The transcript is spliced from 3 exons. Gene Ontology annotation, cellular component: nucleus. Gene Ontology annotation, molecular function: DNA-binding transcription factor activity, RNA polymerase II-specific; RNA polymerase II cis-regulatory region sequence-specific DNA binding. Lineage: Eukaryota; Metazoa; Chordata; Aves; Piciformes; Indicatoridae.
AUGCAGAAGACGACUUACUACGACAGCUCCACGCUCUUUGGGGGUUACUCCUACGGGGGUGCCAAUGGGUUUGCUUACGAGGGUCCCCAGCAGCCCUUCCAGACGGCAUCCCACGUGGAGAACGACUACCAGAGGUCCGCCUGCUCCCUCCAGUCUCUUGGCAACACAACCCCACACGCAAAAAGUAAAGACCUGAACGGGAGCUGCAUGCGUCCAAGUUUGCCCCAGGAGCACCAUCCGCCUCCCCCAGUCUCACCACCCCCAAACCCUGCCACCAACAGCACCAGUAGCAACAGCAAUAACCAGUCGGGAAGCAGUAAAACUGUCCCCAGCAAAGCCAACCUCAGUGCAAACGCCAGCCUCACCAAGCAGAUUUUCCCCUGGAUGAAAGAAUCGAGGCAAAACUCCAAACAGAAAAACAGCUCCCGAAAAGAGGAGGGGGGUGGUGGUGGUGGUGGUGGGGGUGGUGAGAAAAGCCCUCCAGGCUCCUCGGCCUCCAAGAGAGCCCGAACAGCCUACACCAGUGCUCAGCUGGUGGAACUGGAGAAGGAAUUCCACUUCAACCGCUACCUGUGUAGACCUCGGCGCGUGGAGAUGGCCAACCUGCUGAACCUCAGCGAGAGGCAGAUCAAGAUCUGGUUUCAGAACAGGAGGAUGAAAUACAAGAAGGAUCAGAAGUCGAAAGGCAUGGGGUCUUCUUCUGGAGGGCCUUCUCCCACCGGCAGCCCUCCCCAGCCCAUGCAAUCCUCAGCUGGGUUUAUGAACGCCUUGCACACCAUGAGCAGUAACUAUGACGCCCCCUCACCGCCUUCCUUCAACAAACCCCACCAAAAUGCCUAUGCCAUGUCAACUAACUACCAAAACCCCAUCAAAGGCUGCCCUUCCCAACAGAAGUAUGCCAACACCGCCCCCGAGUACGACCCCCACGUCUUACAAGGGAAUGGGGUGGCCUACGGGACUCCCACCAUGCAGGGCAGCCCCGUCUAUGUUGGAGGUAACUAUGUGGAUUCUAUGCCCACCUCUGGCCCAUCCCUUUACGGCCUCAAUCAUCUGCCACACCACCAGGCUGCCAACAUGGACUACAAUGGGCCUCCUCAGAUGCCCCCAAGCCAGCACCACGGACCGUGUGAGACCCACCCCACCUACACGGACCUUUCCACGCACCACGCUUCUUCUCAGGGCAGAAUCCAAGAGGCUCCCAAGCUGACCCACCUGUGA